CCGCGUUCAACAGCGCGCGGUUCAGGUUUCGCAAUCCCUUGGACAUUGAGCCGCUACGAUGGGACGCGGAGGAGGUGCCCGGGCCUGACUAUACGAGGCGCGACGUGCUCCUCCAGCUCGCGAAGAUGACGCACAACUCGUACUACGAGCCCAGCAACAAGGAGUGGUAUGACUUGGGCGAGGACUGGAAUAACACCUUCCCCUUCGGCUGGGAGCCCGACGCCGCAGGCUUCCGAGGCCAUAUCUUCGUCUCCACGGACAACAGCACCGUCGUCAUCUCCGUCAAGGGCACGUCCACUGGCCUCUGGGAGCCCUCGCGCACGCUUGACAAGCUCAACGACAACCUCCUGUUCUCGUGCUGCUGCGCGAAGGUGGGCCCGACGUGGACACCGGUGUGCCCGUGUGCGCAGGGCGGGGGCAAGUGCGACGAGGAGUGCGUGGAGCGGUCGCUUGUGGACGAGAGCUUGUUCUAUCCGAUCGGCCUGAACUUGUACAACAACGUCACCUACAUGUACCCGGACGCGAACAUCUGGCUUAUUGGACAUUCGUUGGGCGGCUCCCUCGCGGCGCUGAUGGGUGCGACGUUCGGCGCGCCUGUCGUCGCUUUCGAGACCCCUGCGGAUCGUCUAGCAGCGCGACGCUUGCAUCUUCCGACUCCUCCCUCCACCCUGCACAUAACACAUGUCUUCCACACCGCCGACCCGAUCCCCAUGGGCGCGUGCACCGGCGUGACCUCCAUGUGCGCCAUCGGCGGCUACGCCCUGGAGAGCCGCUGCCACCUUGGGCAGCGCAUCGUCUACGACACGAUCACCGAGCUUGGGUGGGCACAGGAUGUACGGACGCAUCCGAUCAAGGUGAUCAUAGAUCAGCUGCUGGGGAAGCCGUGGAACGCGACGAAGACGGGGCCGAAGCCCGGGGAUGGAGGUGAGCGGGAGGGCGAUCAGCCUCGGGAGGGAGAGACAAGGAAGGGUGAUCCCUCGGGCGAAGAUGGCCACUCGGGCGCAGGCGAUUACCCGGAGCUCGGGGAAGGCGAUCGGUCAGAGGGCGGGGAAGAGGGUGGUGACGUCUGGUGGUGGCCUCGAUGGCCAGGUGGAGGGAAGGGGGGCGAGGAGCCUGAGGACGGGGUAGAUUUGAAUUACGUCCCUCCCGCGGUUCCUGAGGACGACGAUUGCGUGGACUGCUACGCUUGGGAGUACGUAUAGCGGACUGCUAGGUAUCGCUAGUCGUCGUCGCUAUGGUUUUCUGGGGAGUAGAGAGGUGUAGCCAGCGAGGGUAAAGUGGUGUAGAGGGGUUUACGACAGUGUAUAUUAUAGUCGGAUUUCUGGUUGCUAGUAGCUCUGUUUACGAAGUGGCCAGAGGGCGGGGAUCUGUCGACGCCUGGAUCAGAAGGCGCACAUCGUCUCAGCUGGCCUGGUAUGCUCUAUGCGGG
This is a messenger RNA of Schizophyllum commune H4-8, 1429 nucleotides long. RefSeq names its product alpha/beta-hydrolase. The record is from RefSeq and is a predicted model, not a curated record. The transcript is spliced from 5 exons. Gene Ontology annotation, biological process: multivesicular body membrane disassembly; piecemeal microautophagy of the nucleus; macroautophagy. Bases 126 to 1202 code for a protein of 358 amino acids. Gene Ontology annotation, molecular function: glycerophospholipase activity. NCBI's taxonomy places the organism in Eukaryota, Fungi, Basidiomycota, Agaricomycetes, Agaricales, Schizophyllaceae.